AUGCAAAUCAGUUUACGAGCGCUUCCGCUCCCUGGGGAAGAGUUGACACUGCAGGAGAUGCCUCAGACUAGUAAUCUCAUUGCUAAUGACGUUUUUUGGGAAGUGCUUGGGCAAAUCCUGACGAUCUCAAUAAACUUCGACAAGAAAUCGAACCAACUGCGUCUGGUGAGUGGUCGAUUGGCACAAGGCGGUGACGCGAAGAAAAGCAUUGAGGGAGCCGGUGAGCUUCUUCGUCAGCCAUCGUUAGAGUCCGUAGCCUCUCUGGCUAGUCACGAUCCUCAAUGUCGUCCUCGAGCAAGUCAAGCCGGACCGAUAAAAGCAACUAAUGGUGUCGAUGUACAGAUUCGCUCUUCAUUAACCAAGGCGUUCUCAAAAAAGAAGAGCAAACAUGGUGGCAUUUCGGACACGGAGAGCUCACCUCACCAUGCGCUGAACACCAUCAGUGGAUCAUCGUCAAGAAAGAAGUUGGAGGAUCGCGACGUGGCUCUGACCGAUAUCCGAUUGGACGCUUUGGACAAGGCUCGAGAAGUUGACAUUCUGAGGGAAACUGUGAACCGACUGAAGCACGAGAACAAACAGCUGAAAAGCGAUAUGUCACGACUGCUUGCCGGUCGUGGUUCAAGAGCCUCUUCUCAAGCCUCUAUCCCUAUGCUUGGUGACGAAGACCCCGUCUACGAAGCACCCCCAAGCAGUUCCAGUGGCAGUUAUUCAAGUAAAAGAUCGUCGGGUUGCAACUCUGUGAAGGUGACAGUGAAUGUGGACUUACGUGGCGUUAUUAGCAACGCCAUCUGCCCAGACAAUGAGAUUAUCAUCGGCUUCUUGGCAAUACCUGGAAAAGACGUUGCCUGGGAGGAGCUUGACCAACAGAUAUUCUCACUCUUCGAGGCCUAUAUCGCUCGAAUAGAUCCAGACCAUCAUCUUGGCCUGCACUGCUCUGAAAGUGUGAUUGGCUAUCAGAUGGGUGAGGUGGUUCGCGAGAAGGGUGCCACUCCACCGGAUCAUGUUCCCGGAGACGUCUU
Ostertagia ostertagi is the source of this 1019-nucleotide messenger RNA. NCBI's taxonomy places the organism in Eukaryota, Metazoa, Nematoda, Chromadorea, Rhabditida, Trichostrongylidae. The record is from the annotation of a GenBank genome assembly.